Molecule: messenger RNA, 1011 nt
Organism: Mustela erminea (ermine)
Lineage: Eukaryota; Metazoa; Chordata; Mammalia; Carnivora; Mustelidae
Product: olfactory receptor 1361-like
Exons: 1
Coding region: 1-1011 (336 amino acids)
Biological process (GO): G protein-coupled receptor signaling pathway
Cellular component (GO): membrane
Molecular function (GO): G protein-coupled receptor activity; olfactory receptor activity
Source: RefSeq, a predicted model, not a curated record
AUGCAACAAUUCCAUUUCUUCUUCAGGAGUCCACUCAAGCUGAUGCCCUUAUUUUGGCUUUUGUACCACCUGGACAUGGACAAUCAAACCCGAGUCUUUGAAUUCAUCCUUCUUGGCCUCUCUGAGCAGCCCCUGCAACAGCAGGUGCUCUUUGGUCUGUCUUCCAGCCUGUAUCUGAUUGGGUGCCUGGGGAAUCUUCUCACCAUCCUGGCCAUCCUCUUCGACCCUCAUCUCCACAGCCCCAUGUACUUCUUCCUCAGCAACUUGUCUCUACUUGACAUCUGCUUUACCUCCACCACCAUCCCCAAGAUGCUGGUGAACCACCUAUGCGGGCACAGUACCAUCUCCUCUGAGGCUUGCUUAACACAGAUGUAUUUCUUCAUUGCCUUUGGGGCAGCUGACAGCAUCCUUCUCUCGGCCAUGGCUUAUGACCGCUACCUGGCCAUCUGUUGCCCACUGCACUACUUGACAGUCAUGAGUGUCCUUCGGUGUGCCUUGCUGGUGGCAGUACCCUGGAUCUCAGCAAACCUCAUCUCUAUGGUCCAUACUAUCCUGAUGACCCGCUUGUCCUUUUGCACCAAUAGGAUCCCACACUUUUUCUGUGACCUCAAUGCCUUGAUCAAGCUCUCUUGCUCUAACACCCAAGUCAAUGAGUUGUUGAUGUUGGUCCUUGGGGGCUUGGUGGUUCUGAUUCCUUUUGUGUGUAUCAUGGCCUCUUAUACACCUAUUGCUGUGGCUGUGUGGAAGGUGCCCUCAACUCAGGGGAAGUGGAAAGCAUUCUCCACCUGUAGUUCUCACCUUUGUGUCAUCUCUCUCUUCUAUGGGACUAUUAUUGGGGUCUAUUUCAACCCUGGAUCCACACAUACCACCCAGAGGGACUUGGCAGCCACAGUGAUGUACACUAUGGUCACCCCCAUGCUGAACCCCUUCAUCUACAGCCUUCGGAACCGAGAUCUGAAGGAAGCCCUCAGGAAACUUCUCAAAGGAAACCACUUGGCUGAACCUCUUUGA